CUCGCAUCCGCUUUUCUUUCGGUUUCCUUUCUUGCGCGCGUCCGAGGCCGGUCUUCUCCGGCGAGGAUGGCGGAGUGGCGGUGGGGGACGGAGGAGGAAGACCAAGCAGGCGAGGAGGAGGAAGAGGAGGAGGAAGGAUUCUGGGAGUACGAUUCCACCUGGGAAGAGGAGGAAGAAGAGGAGGAGGGAGAAGAAGGAGAAGAAGAAGGUGGAAGGCAGCUGGAGGGAGAUGUGGGGAGGAAUGACUCGGGGGCGGCUCCAGCAACAGCAGCCGAUGACAAAGGCGCAGGAAUUCAAGAGAACCCCCAGCCCAACAGCAGCCCGGGCUGGAGGUCGUCCUUCGGUAGCCAGGAGUGGCAAAGGCCAAACCUUGGCUCCAUGAGCUUUAGAAAAUGCAAGAACGCAGCUGGUCGCAACUGGAUGGCAGCAAAAGAUAUGCAGAAAUACAGGCAACAUUAUCCGGGUUUGGAAGAAACUGAAAUGAGAGAGGAGAAAAUGUGGAAUUUGAGGUUUUACAAAAACGAGAUGAGUUUUCAGCCUAAUGGCCUCCUUAUUGAAGAUCUCCUUGAGAUGUGGCAUAAUGACUAUGUAACUCUGGAAGAAAACCAUUCAUAUAUCCAGUGGUUAUUUCCUUUGCGUGAGCCGGGAAGGAACUGGCGUGCGCGGCUUCUCACCUGUCAAGAAAUCCAGGCCUUCAAGAAAUCGAAGGAAGUCAUGGCGAGGUUCGUCCGGGCUUACAAGCUCAUGCUGGACUUCUACGGAAUCGAGCUGCUAAAUGAGAAAACAGGCAAAUUGGGGCGAGCAGAGAACUGGCGAGAGAGGUUCGAGAACCUCAACCGGUUCAGCCACAAUAAUUUACGGAUCACCCGCAUCCUGAAAUGCUUGGGAGAGUUGGGCUACGAAAACUAUCAGCUUCACCUGGUGAAGUUCUUCCUGACGGAGAUCCUGGUCCACCAGCAGCUCCCGCGGGUUCUGAGAAGUGCCUUGGACUACUUUGUUUUCACUGUCCGGAACAAGCAGCAGCGGCAGGAGCUGGUGCAUUUUGCAUGGCGGCACUUCACGCCCAAGCGGGAUUUCGUCUGGGGCCCGCACAGGAAGCUCCGCCGGUUCAAACCCCGCUCCCCAGAAUUCCUGAACAGCGAGCGGCUUGAGGGGGGGCAGGAUGAGGAUGGAGAGGAGACUGGAGGAAAGAGUGAAGUCGAGCAGCAGCAUAAAACGUGCCAGAGACUUGAGGAAGAGCCUGCUAGGAGGGAGAGUGUGGGAAACGAUCAAGACGAGCUGCUGGACAAGACAGGCACCGUUCACCCUGCUGUAGACCAAACAACCAGAAAUCUGAUUGUUGAGCCUGUAUGCAAAAGUAAUGCUGAGCUGGGGUUUUCAUCCAGCGACUCUGUCCCUAGCAAAGUUAGUGAGGGAGAGCCUUCCUCUGGGAUCUGUGGCGAUGGAUUGCAGGCCGGAGAUUCUCCGGGACCCCAAACGAGUCCCGCAGGUGAACACGAAGCUUCAGCUAAGAUGAGUCAACGUGGGCUCGCAACAUCAGAGGAAGUCAGGGCGGAGAAGGACGGCGGGAAAGAAGACGCAGCGGUUUCUUCGUUUGUCCAAACGGGAAGGCAGGAUCUUGUGGAGGAGGGCGAGAGGAAAGAUGGAGCGUCAGGUUCUUCGUCUCCCCAGCUGGAAAAGCAGGAUCCUGCAGACGAGGCUGAGAGCGGAGCGUCCGGUGAAAGUCUGAAGGAAUGCAAGAAGAGGAAGCUGGAGAUGAGCAGGCUGAGCGAGGAAAGCGUCAGGGUGGUGAAAAGCCCCACCGACAUUGAGAAGAUCUCUGUCAACCUCGGAGAGGUUGUGAUUGGUCAGAAGGGGACCGGUGGCCUUCUGCUCACGGAGGAGAAGGCCUGCCCUUCACUGCCUCAAGGAGCUGCUAUUGAUGGUAGAUACCUGAAGGAGACGGAAGCCACUGACGCAAUGAGAAAAAGGCGGAAAGUUGAGAUGGCAUUGGAAGGCGGUGCCUCGGGGACACCCGCAGAGGCGGGCAUCGAGGUGGCGUCCUCUGAGACUCAGAUAAGCUCCGCCAGCACCGAGAGGACGGAUCGAGCCUGCCGCGAUGCGACAGAAACAAUGGGUGGCGCUCCUACAAAUAGCGACUGUAGAACGCCAGGUGUGGAUUUAUUGGUUAAUUCCAAAACUAACGCCCCGUCGAGCCUUUCACCGGACAGCUGUGCGCCAGCCCAGUCUGGCAAGCAAGGAACUACUGCCGUGGAAGGCAAGAGAUUGCAGGCCAGCGAAACUCUGCCAUUCAGUGAAAAGGAGGAUGUGGGUGGCGAAAGCCCAGGACAGAAAGAGGGGGGCAUUGAAGGAAAGGCAGAGGAAGUGGCAGAUAGGAAUGAAGCACCUGAAACAGUGGAGAGUGUGAAUUCUGUAUCAGGGCCAGAAGCAGAAUAGCUUUAUCCUGGAUAAGAAAGGUGGUUCCACUGAUUCUGGAGGCAGUUAAAAGGACAUACUGUUUUACAAGUUGAUCAGAACAGAACCAGUCCACUGCCCGUGUGUGUGUUUUGGUUCCUCUUUUUUUGUAUACUUGAUUAUGAAGCCCAAGACCUCUAAAUGGGUUGUUUUCACUGGGAACAGACAACAAAGGCUUUGAGAUGAAACACCCCCAGUUGUUGACUUGCGUACUUGAUCUUCUAAAAUAAUGUGUGUGGGUUUUUUCCUUCACUUUAUAAAUGAUUCCAAAUAGCUCUGGUUUCAAAACGGAAAUCAUUUUUUUGAGCAAGUAAAUGCCACUUUGUGGGCAAAUUUUCCAGUAUUUACUAGAAGGUCCGAAAGGAAUCUUAUUUGUUAAAUUAAUCUUGCUUUGUUAAAAUAAAAGUUCCUAACUUCUAGUUAGAGCUUCUAGUUUCUUUUCUUCAUCAUUAAAUUGGGCAUGUUUGAGAAUGAGUUCUAAGCUAAACAAUCUUGCAAAGGUCUCUUGGGAGAAGAAUGUUUUGGGCAUUUGAUUUCAUGUUCUUAAAUGUAGAGAAGUAAGGAACAACAGUUGUUUUCUUCCAAAUACUCCCCAUAGACUUUGGUUUGUGAAUAAGUUAAAAAACACAGAUCUCAAGACCAAUCCUUGGAGGACUCUGCUUUCUACAUCUCUAUUGGGAGAACUGUUCGUUUAUUCUCACUCUCUGCUUCCUGCUACUUAACCAUUUAUCCAUAUGAGGAGAGUUUAAAGUGAGACGGGACUUGUGGGGGGUCUCUAGUGACUGGCCUUGCCCCCCAAUGCAACUGAAGGCUUCUUUGCGACAUUCCUAUACUGCACCAUCAACCAAGGCCUCUGGGUGGUUUUCAGGCUUAUAAUUCAAAACAUGCAAAUGAAUGCAAUCAAAACCUUAUAGCAAUCUCAACACAAUAUAGACUAAAAUCCAGCACACGGCAGCGCAAGUGCAAUGUAAAACCAGUAUGGGCAAAUGAUUGCCUCCAAUCAUCUUAAAAUGCACUAAAAGCUUUCGAAUACAGUCUGAAAAUACAAAUGUCUUCUUUGUGCCAAAAGAAGAUAGGUGGCACCAGGUGAACCUGUCUAGCGUGUCUGCCUUGCAGUAGGAGAAAUCUAGAGGCGGCCUCGUAUGAAGGUCUUGGGGACCAGGCAGGAAUACUGGAAGCUGCAAUCCUUCAGAUAACCUCACUGGAACCUGCAUAGGUUUUAAAGCCUGGCGGGGGACCCAGUGGCCCUCCAGUUGUUGGUGGGCUGGCAAUUCCCACCAGCCCCACCCAGAAUGUCCAAUGGUUUGGGACAAUGGGAAAGUCCACAGGUCCAGCAAUCCAGGUUUAAAGUUUAAGACAAACACUUUGAAUUGGGCAUGAAAAGGAACUGGGAGCUAGUGCAGAUGACCAAGCGGUGGUGUGAUGUCUGCCCUGGUCUGGGCCAGCUGAAGUUUCCAGACUACGUAGAACAGGUAGUUCUCCAACCAGGAGGUUACUAGAGCCUGGAUAACUCACAAGUCUCUCUCUGACCUGAGAAGGUUCUCUGAACACACACUGCUGGACCUAAGCACCCCCACCCUAAAAUCACACACUUCACAUUUUUUCCAGUGUGCUGCAGCUGUGAAAAAGACAAAUGCCAUGCUAAUUAUGAUCUUUAGGAAAGAGAAUGAAAAUAAAAUUCCAGAAGUGUCUGGAAUACCGUACAGUUUGGUUGCUUCAAAAAGUGUUUCACAAUCAAAUCUCUAGCAGAGCGGAAGUGUUUCCUAUAAGAAUUAUCACAGAAUAUCCACAUUGCCUGACAUCGUCCCAGACAGCUGUAGCUGAUCUCUGGCGAAUCUGGUUAAUUCACACGUGCAGCUCGUCACUAAUCGAGGGAUCAAUAAGUACAGUGGUACCUCGCAAGACGAAUGCCUUGCAAGAUGAAUUUUUCGCAAGACGAAUGCAUCUUGCGAUCUGGUGGUGACUCGCAAGACGAAUUUGUGAAAAAUUCGUCUUGUGAAUCGCAGUUUCCCAUAGGAAUGCAUUGAAAUUUAAUUCGUUCCUAUGGGCAAAAAAAGAAAUUUCAAUGCAUUCCUAUGGAAAACUGUGAUUCGCAAGACGAAUUUUUCGCAAAACGAAUUGACUCGCGGAUCAAAUUAAAUUUGCCUUGCGAGGCACCACUCUGUGUCUGAACCCUUGUUGCCGGUUUGCGCAAUACAGAUUUUCCCCACUUAACGCAGUCCUGAUUAUCCAUGGGUACAAAUUCUAAUGGAUAAACUUAAUGUGUGAGUUAAGUUGUUAUGGAUAUGACCCCUGCAGCCAUUCCUAUCGUGGUGGGACUGAUUCACAGGAAUUGCUGUCUCAGAUAUAUCCUUGGGUCACCCAGCUAACACCCUGUUAAUGUUUUUCCAUGUAAGUGGUGUCAGAGAGAUCAAGACCUUCUUGCAUUGCCAAAUGGAUCAUCCACAACAUAUAUUUAACCCACUUAGAACAGUCACAGCUUUCCACCUCCAUCAAAAUGUCUUUGUAUUUCAGCCUAUUCUCAUCCAUAUUUGUCCUUUUAGGUUUCUUCGCCUCAAGUGGCGAAAUCCACCUAGGAGUUUUCCUUUCCAACAAAUCUUUGUAUCUAAUCCAUACAUUAAACAAUGAUUUCCUGAUUAUAUGGUUUUUGAAACCUUUAUGUAGCUUUACCUUAUCAUACCAUAAAUACGCAUGCCACCCAAAUGCAUUAUCAUGGCCUUCCAAAUCUAACACAUCAUCAUUGUCUAGCAAAAACCAUUCCUUCAACCAGCAGAAAGCUGCGGCUUCAAAGUAAAUCUUUAAGUCUGGCAGUGAGAAUCCUCCCCUUUCUUUUACAUCUGUCAAAAGUUUGUAUUUGAUUCUGGGUUUCUUCCCCUGCCAGACAAAUUUAGACAAUGUCUUUUGCCACUCUUGAAAACAUUUCAACUUAUCCACUAUCGGAAGGGCCUGAAAUAAAAACAACAUUCUUGGCAAUACAUUCAUUUUAACCGUUGUUAUUCUGCCCAUUAAGGACAGUUUCAACCUUGACCAUAUCUCCAAAUCUCUUUUGAUUUCAUUCCAUAACUUCUCAUAAUUAUCUUUAUAGAGAUUCAGAUUUUUUGCAGUCAUAUUUACUCCCAGAUAUUUCACCUUUUUCACACAUUUCAGUCCUGUGCAGUCCUCUACUCUUUGUCUCUCUUGCAUCGUCAAAUUCUUUUCUAAUACUUUAGUUUUCCCUUUAUUUAACUUAAAACCUGCCACUUUACCAAACUCUUGGAUUAUCUGCAAUACUCUUACAACACUGUGUUCAGGGUUCUGCAGAGUUAGUACUAAGUCAUCUGCAAAGGCUUUUAGCUUGUAUUGUUUUGUGCCUACUGUGAUUCCUUUAACACCUUCAUCACUCCUUAUCAUAUUCAGUAAGACCUCCAAGACAGAAAUAAAUAGCAGGGGGGAAAGUGGGCACCCUUGUCUUGUUCCUUUCUCAAUUCUUAUCUCUUCUGAAACCACAUUAUUUACAAUAAUUUUCGCUCUUUGCUCAGAAUAAAUACCAUUAAUCCCAUUAACAAAGUUUUGACCAACCUCCAUUUUUGCAAGGUUUCGUUUCAUAAAAGUCCAAGAAAUAUUAUCAAAAGCUUUUUCAGCAUCCACAAAAAUUAACAUUGCUUUGGUGUUUAUUUUCAUUUCCAGUCUCUCCAAAAUGUCUAUUAUAUUUCUUAUAUUGUCCUUCAUAUGCCUCCCAGGCAAAAAUCCUGCCAGGUCCUUAUGUAUCAUGUCCUUCAACACCCUUUUCAGUCUCGAUGCCAGAAUGCUAGCAUAUAUCUUAUAAUCCACAUUCAAUAAUGAGAUUGGUCUAUAAUUCUUAACUUAGUCCUAUCCACAUCUGGUUUUGGUAUCAGAGAGAUAAAAGCUUCUUUCCAAGUCUCUGGUGCCUUGCCCCCCCCCCUAAAAUCUCAUUUGCUACCUCCAUUAAUGGUUGUAUCAACCAGUUUUUUAGUGUUUUAUAGUACUUGGAGGUCAGUCCAUCAGGUCCUGGGGCCUUAUCAUUUUUCAACUCUUGGAUUGCUAUUUCAACCUCUUGUCUUGUAAUCAACUCAUUCAGUAGAUUCUUUUGUUGAACUGGAAUUUUCUGUAAUCCAUUUCUGUAAUCCAUUUUUUUUAUCUAUCUUGAAUGCUUCAUUUAUCUGCACAUACUGAAACCAAUCACUUAACCUAUCCUUCAAUUGUUCAUACGGCCUUAACUUAAAUUGGAUAUGUUUAUGUUUAUGUUUGUAUUGAUGGUUUUUUGUUGUUGUUGUAAUGAUGUUCUUUGUAUUUUUGGUAUUUUAUGUAUUUUUUUGUUUGUUAUAAAAUGUUUAAUAAAAAUAUUUAAAAAAAAAUAGAACAGUCACAGCUUCCCCCAAAUAAUUCUAGGCACUGUCGUUGAAGUGUGCUGAGAGUUAGGAGACCUUCUAUUCCACUCCCAGAGCCACAAUUAUCAGGGUGACUUAAUCUACUCUUCCCAGGGAACUAGGAAUUAUAACUCGGUGAGGGGAAUAGGGGUUGCCUAACAACUCUCAGCACCCUUAACAAACUACACCUCCCAGAAUUAUUUGGGGGAAGCAGUGAUUGUUUAUAGUGGUAUCAUAGUGAUUUAAAUAUAUGGUGAGGACAUAGCCUAAGUCAGCUAACCCAAGCCAAUCCAUAUCGCUCUCCUCUGUGCCUGGGCCCCUUCUGCGAUCCUCCAGCAAGCUGGAAAAAAAAAUCUUGAGCUGUGAACGGAGGUGUCCAGCUCUUCUCUUCCUCCUCCCCUUUCUCAGUAGCCCGGUCUCGUUCUCCAUCAGAGUCCAGCCCCCUCUGCCUCCUUGGCUGGCGUGUCUCCCCUUCCAGACAGGAGGCACAGGUUUCCCUGGCGGUGGAAGGGACUCGUCCAGGAGUGGAGAUUCUGAAAAGCACAGGACGGAAUAAUAGGCAGCAGGGGGAGAAGGCUUCUGGAGCCAAGAGGAAUUAAUUUGUGAUGGCUAUGGCUGGGUUCUCAGCCCUCGGAUUACUUCUUCUUUCUCAGCUUCUGGCCUCCUCCUCAGCUCAGGUAAGGAUUGUUCCUUCUGCCUUUUCAAAAGGACAGAGCUUCCUAGCUGCAGUUUAGCUCCAUCUUCUGGAACAAGCCUCCACAUCUCCCAAAAGGAAAAGGACAGACUGUAUCACUUUUCCUUUACGUAUAGAUAGGUCCGUGAGGUUUCAGCCUGAAAGCAGCAGGACGUACAUCUCAGUUGGUUUGGAUAGGAUCUGGCUGUGAGUCCGGGUACUUCCCUGAGUAGCAAUUAAUCCUCAAUGCUCACGUUUCUCUUUGCGCAGUCCGGAUAGCAGAAUACGAGAGCGGUCUUGGUCUUCGGAAUCAGGCUGUGAUUCAAAGAGUCUUUAGUGAUUAUGAAAACUGAGCUGUUUGCAAGAUCCUUAUCUAUAUGAUUUUUGCAAUGCUAUUGUAUGGUCCGUGUCAUAAACCAACUUCAUUAAACUAUGGGUUUCUAACACAAACACUCUUUCCCUCGCUAUAAAAUAUUAAUACUAAGAUGUUUGGGAGUUGACUUGGAGAGUAACCGUUUUGUUUAACAUGAAAGCAUCAAGUUUCAGAUUGAACAAGAACUCCAGUGUUCUGUAUUUCCAGCCUUUUGGUAGGUGUGAGCCCCCCCCCUCCUUUUCCCAUUACUUGAUCUCCGAACUAACUUUUAAGGGGGAAAUAAUAGGCUUAUGGCAAAUCCUUCAUCCAGUAGAGUUCCCAUUCCUAAAGAGCACCCUGCAAGGAAUAUUAAUUACUGAAUUAUGGGGGGAUUAAAAGGGUUCUUUUCUUUAAAGUUGUCAGUGAAGUUUGUCUGCAGCCAGGUUCAGGAAUCUUAGAGUCGUCCUGUCCCAUCCGUGAGCAAACCUUGCCGUACAAAGAAAGCUUUGUUGACCAAUGCGGCUGGUUACAAGUUACUCUCAGGGGCCUUUUUUUCUCCACAUAGAAAAGCAUUUAUAGCAUUUCUUCUCCCCACCCCCCACCUUAGCACCAAACAGUGCGUGCAUUCAUUGAGUUGAAUUUGACGCAGCUUGCGAAAAUUAACUGCAGACCCCUUUUUCUCCUACCUUAAAGACAUAUUAUAAAGAUGGCAAUUUGCACACUGUUGUAACUUUACCUGUAAUUCGCCAACGCAACAUUGGAAGGUGGUUCUUAAGGGUCGCAGGUCUGUAAAACUCAGUAGGGUUAAGAUGUGUAAUUAAUGUAAUUGGGAAUCGUGCUUGCUAAAUCUUUUCUGCGCCAUAAAUUCUAUGCUGCAAAGGAAGAAGGUCCUUGACCCUUUAGCCACCAGGGGAUGGGGGGGGGGAGAGAGAAAUCCUUUUGAAUCUGUUGAGCCGCAAAUUUGUCCGAAAGUUUAGAAAUAGACAGCUAACAGAUGAGAGAUGGAAAGCAAGUGUGAGUCGGAGAAUCCGUAUUUCAAAAGGAUAGAGUUUAGCACAGGGAUACGAGCUGCUUGUAGUUGCCUUUGUUUUUAAUGAUGGCUGAUAAAAUGUAUUUUAUAAUAUACACCACCCUGGUGUUGGUACUUAACGAAGGGUGGAUGAUGCAUCUUUUAAACCAAAUAAAUAAAAUGUUGAGGUUGAAGUCCUCCACUCUGCUAUGAUGCCAAUUGAGUUGUUCUGCAUAAGUGUUUGCCAUAGUAGUGGCGAUUAGGAGCAAGUGGAAUGACCCCGAGAAUAGAAGAUACAAGUAGUACCGGAUUUACGUAUAAGCUAAACAUGAAAA
This is a messenger RNA of Zootoca vivipara (common lizard), 9190 nucleotides long. RefSeq names its product opioid growth factor receptor (gene OGFR). Gene Ontology annotation, cellular component: membrane. Gene Ontology annotation, molecular function: opioid growth factor receptor activity. The record is from RefSeq and is a predicted model, not a curated record. Lineage: Eukaryota; Metazoa; Chordata; Lepidosauria; Squamata; Lacertidae.